Rangifer tarandus platyrhynchus (Svalbard reindeer) is the source of this 13224-nucleotide messenger RNA. The record is from the annotation of a GenBank genome assembly. NCBI's taxonomy places the organism in Eukaryota, Metazoa, Chordata, Mammalia, Artiodactyla, Cervidae.
AUGCUGCAGUACGGUCUCUGGAUGGCCCUGGCCCCUCUGCUAGCCACCCUCACUGCAGGGACAGCCGCCCUCUCUCCCCACAGCGGGGCCCCGUGCCACCUCCUGGGCCUCAUCGUCGCCUGCCCACCAGGAUGGCCCUCUGCAGCUAGGAGCUGCCAACAGUGCCCUGCAGGCUUUUACUGCCUGGGGGACAGGAUCACUCCAUGGCUGUGUCCCACCAGAACCCGUGGUGGGCUCCCAGGACUCCCAGAAAGCAAGGACUGCCAGCCCAGGAUGAAGCCCAAACCCUGUCAGGACCCACCCAUGAGAUGUCCCCUCACAGACGGAGAUUUACCCUGUCUGCACGGUGCUGCUGAGCCAUACCUGGCCAGGAGCUUCAAGACCAGGAGGGAGACGCCUCAUUCCAACACCAGUUUCCACUCAACAGUCCUCAGCCAGUGUCUGCAGUGCCCAGCAGGACACUUCUGUCCCAGCGACGCCACACAGCCCAUCCCAUGCCAGCCGGGCACAUUCGGCCCCAUCCCAGGCCAGGACAAAGCCACAGCCUGCACUCCGUGCCCCGCAGGCAGGGCCUGUACGCAGGCUGGGCUGACUCAGCCAGACGCAAAGUGCACACCAGGGUAUGUGUGCCCUUUGGGCUCCUCGAGCCCCCACACUCCCACACACGCCUGCCCAGCUGGGACCUUCAGCAACCGCAGUGACCUCUCUGACCUGUCCCAGUGUGAGAUCUGCCCCUCGGGACUGGCCUGCCCUAGGGGAACCGGGGGUCCAGGCCGGCCCCCCACCCUAUGCCCAGCUGGCCAUUAUUGCCCUUGGGGCACCAAACAUCCAACACAGUUCCAGUGUCCCCCGGGUACCUGGAGUAACCGGACCGGACUGACGGCGAGUGAAGAGUGUGCGCCCUGUCCCGGGGGCUGGUUCUGUGUCGGGGGAGCCCAGGUGCCCUCGGGGACAUGCAGAGCUGGACACUACUGCCCAGAAGGUACCAAGUGGGGCACCCAGCUCCCCUGCCCAGAGGGCACCUACAGCUCCCAGUCAGGCAACAGCCAGGUGGAGGACUGUCUGCCCUGCCCACCAGGGGCCUUCUGCCCCAGAGGGGCCCCCAAACCUGUGCUCUGCCCAAGGGGAACCACCCGCCUGAGUCCUGGUGCGAGGCUGGCUGUGGCCUGUGUGCUGUGCCCAGCUGGCCACCACUGCCCUGAGCUGGGCACCGCCACUCCUCGGCCAUGCAGCAUGGGCAGUUUCUCGGGUCCAGGUCAUCUCUGGUGCCAGGAUUGCCCAGGAGGAAAACUCUGCAACCAGACAAAGCUGGCCAGCCCUGCCGCAUGUCCACCCGGGCACUAUUGCCCAGCCCACGGCUUGCUGUCCAUCCCCUGUCCCCAGGGCACCUUCCGAGAGGCCCCUGGGGCUGCCCAUGUGGAGGACUGCCAGCCAUGCCGCCCUGGGGCCUUCUGUGGCAGAGCUGGCUUGGUCGAGCCCCAGGGUCUGUGCCGUCCAGGACAUCACUGUGGGCCUGGUUCCAACACCUCUGCCCCGGAGGGACUCCCCUUCGGUGACCUCUGCCCCCCUGGCCAUUUUUGCCCAGCUGGCACCGAGAACCCCAGACAGAGGCCCUGCCCUGUGGGAACCUGGAACGCAGAGAGAGGGGCACCGGAUGUAAGCUGGUGCCUGCCCUGCCCACCUGGGCUCUUCUGUGCUGAAGCGGGGCAGGCUGCCCCCAGGGGCCCAUGUGCAUCAGGAUUUUACUGUCCAGGAGGGGCACAGACCCCAAGACCUCUUAGUAGGCCUUGGGGAAACCUCGGCAUGGAGGACCACGUCUGCCCUGAAGGCUCGCUGGUGACCAUGCCCUGGAUGGACGGGCAGCACAGCAAUGGCUCAGACCAAGAGAGCCACCAAGAGAGGAUCUGUCCACCUGGUCAUUACUGCCCCCAGGGCAUUCACUGCCUACCCCUGGCCUGCCCUCCAGGCAUGUCCAGUUCAGGGCAGGGACAGAGCCAGCCUCAAGGCUGCUGGCAAUAUCCUGCAGGAGCUGAAGCUGUUGGAGGUGCCUGUGCCACAGCAGGGGGCCCCUGCCCUCCAGGCUACUUCUGUCCAGUGGGAACGGGGGUGCCCCUUCCCUGCCCUAAGGGCACCUACUCAGAUCGGAUGCUUCUUUCCGUGGCCUCCGAGUGCUCGUCCUGCCCCUCUGGCCAUUUCUGCGGUGCGUCUGGCCUCACUGCCCCCUCGGGACCCUGCUCCCCAGGCUACUUCUGUCUGGCAGGAGUUACCUCCCCAAACCCAACAGGCCACUCGGAGCAGGGGGGUCCCUGUCCCCAAGGCCAUUUCUGCCCCCAGGGGACCAGCCUCCCCCAGCCUUGCCCUGCCGGCUCCUACAACAACCUGACAGGCCAAGCCUCCUGCUUCCCCUGCCCUGCCGGCUACUACUGCCCUGAGACCCUCACGACCUAUAGUGGGCACCCCUGUCCGGCUGGCUUCUACUGCCCCUGGGGCACCAAGUAUGCCACCCAGUUCCCCUGCCCUCGGGGCUACUAUAACCCAGACCCACUGACCCAGAGCCUGGACAGCUGCCUACCCUGCCCUCCUGGCCACUACUGUGGACAGGAGAAUCUGACGCAGGUCUCCGGGCCCUGCGAGGCAGGCUGGUUCUGUGUGUCGGCAGCAUGGACGGCCCGCCCCUUCGACCUGGACAACUACACCAGCACCAACUGCCUGUGCCCAGCCACGGCCACGGGGGGCAGGUGCCCAGCCGGCUCCUUCUGCCCUGAGGGCAGCCCUGAGCCCAUGCCCUGCCCCCCAGGGUCUUUCUGUGCCACCUCUGGCCUCUCCAUGCCCAGUGGACCCUGCCAGGCCGGCUACUUCUGUGCAGGAGGAGCAGCAUCCCCAGCCCCAGAGGAUGGGCUGACGGGGGCCCCUUGCCCCGCAGGAACCUUCUGCCCUGAGGCAUCACCCAGGCCCACGCCAUGUCCUGCCGGCACCUUCUCCAGCCUCCCGGAGCAGACCACAUCCUCUGCAUGCCAGGCCUGCCCACCUGGCUUCUAUUGCAAGGAGGCCGGACUCCAGGCCCCCAGUGGGCAGUGCCCAGCAGGUUACUACUGCGACUCCAGUGCUGGGCCUGUUCAGGACUUCAGCCUGCACCCUUGUCCUGAAGGCUAUUACUGCCCCCCGGGCACAUUCAUAGCCACACAGCACAGCUGCCCAGUGGGCACUUACGGCCCUCGGAAGGGUCUGAGGAGCAUCACUGAAUGCCAGCCAUGCCCUGCUGGGAAGUUCUGCGCACUGGCGGGACUCAUGGCUCCAUCAGGAGACUGUGCUGCAGGGCACUGGUGCAUGGGAGGAGCCACGAGCAAAGACCCCACCCACGGGGCACGGGGCCUCCUCUGUCCAGCUGGGCACUACUGCCUCCAGGGCGCUCCUGUCCCGGCCCGAUGCCCACCAGGUACUUGGUCUGAGGAAGGGAACAGAACCCCAGGAGGGUGUCAGGAUUGCUCCGGAGAGCGACUCUGCCCUCGCAGCCACCCUCCGAUCUGGCCAGCCUCCUGCCACCCAGGCAUGUCCUGCACUGGAGGAACUGUCCCCGUCACCCCCAUGGACGGACUUUCUGGGAGGUCAUGCUCCCAAGGGCACCUCUGCCCUGUAGGAUUGACUGAAGCUGCUCCGUGUCCUCCUGGCUUCUAUGCCUCUGGCACCCACCCCACAAAAUGUCACAUCUGUCCCAGCGGCCACUACUGUGCUCCCAGGCUGAGGCCACAGCUGUGUCCUAGAGGUUUCUACUGCCCUGAAGGAACAGAACUCAGCUGGCAGCCCUGCCCCGCGGGCACCUACGGCCCUGUGCCUGGCCUGAGCAGCCUGCAGGCUUGUCGAGCCUGUGACGGAGGCAGGUUUUGCCCCAGGGCCAACGCCACGGAGGCUGGCGGGCAGUGCUGGGAGGGCUUCUUCUGCUCCAGAGGGUCCACCCGGCCCAACCCAGAGGCCGGCACUGAAGAAAGGGCCGGCCCUUGUCCUCCGGGACACUACUGCCCUAGGGGCUCGGCCAUGCCCCAGCCCUGCCCACCUGGCACCUUCAGCCCACACAGCAAGCUCAGCUCAGAGGCUGCUUGCUCCCCUUGCCCACCUGGCUACUACUGCAGCUCUCCCGGCCUCGCCAGCCCUUCUGGGCCCUGCAGCCCAGGCUUCUUCUGCCUCACUGGGGCCCUCGUCCCCAAUGGCUCCCUGGGAGACCAAACCAGCGGCCCUUGCCCUGCAGGACACUUCUGCCCCCUGGGCACUGCAGCCCCCAGGCCCUGCCCAGCAGGCACCCACAAUGGCCAGGCUGCCCAGGACCAUUGUGAGCCUUGUCCUGAGGGCUUCUUCUGCCCGGCCAACACCUCCUCUGUGCUGGAGAACCAGUGUCCUGCCGGCCACUACUGUCCUGCCUCCACCGCUUUUGCUUCCCAGUUCCCCUGCCCCCGGGGCACCUACAGGCCACAGAGAGGGGGCACCCAGUGGUCAGACUGCAGCCCCUGUGAGCCAGGCUCCUACUGUCCCCUGCCUGGCCUGGCAGCCGCGUCUGGACCUUGCAGUGCAGGGUUCUACUGCACUCAGGGAGCAUCUGUCCCAAAUCCCAGCAAUGGGACCACAGGAGACCUCUGUCCUCUGGGCCACUUCUGCCCCCAGGGCAGCCCCAGGCCCACUCCGUGCCCCCCAGGCUUUCUCCUGCCCGUCCCUGGGGCCACGUCGUGGAAGGACUGCCAGCCAUGCCCAGCCGGUUGGCUCUGCUCCCGGGCUGGCCUGAGUUCCCCGGACACUCCGUGCGAAGGAGGUUGGUUCUGCCCCGGGUCCUCCGUCUCUGGGCACAGUCCAGGUAUUCUCUGCCCUGCUGGGCACUCGUGCCCCCCAGGCAGCCUGGAGCCCCAGCUUUGCCCCCCGGGGCAAUAUCAGGAUGAGCCUGGACAGAGUCUCUGCAAGACCUGCCCUGCUGGAAAGUUCUGUCCCUAUGGGAUCCAAGCUCCAGGAGCCAUAUCCCUUUGGCCAGUGGACUGUCCAGCUGGCUACUACUGCCCUUUGGGCACCCAGAGCCCCACCCAGCACCCUUGUCCCAGGGGCACCUUCAGGGAGAGGCCCGGCGCACGCAGCACUCAGGACUGCAGGCCCUGCCCUGCUGGACAGUUCUGCUCGGACUCAGGGGCUGGGAAACGUUACCCAGACGGGCCAUGCUCAGCAGGUUACUACUGUCCCCCUGGCCAGACCUCAGCCACCCCUUCAUCUUUCCGGUGCCCACCCGGCUUCUCCUGUCCAGAAGGUUCUCCCCAGCCUAAGGCCUGUGAGAAUGGAACAUUCCAGCCCCGGGAGGCCCAGGGGUCCUGUGAGCCCUGCCCAGCUGGGUUCUACUGCCAGGCCUCGGGCACAGGUCCUGCUGCCAGAGCCCCCAGACCAUGCAUCCAGGGUUACUUCUGCCCCCCCGGCUCCCACUCAGCCACUGCCCACCCAUGCCCUAGAGGGACCUUUGGGCCCAGGCAAGGGGCCACUGCAGAGCUGGACUGUGAGCUGUGCCCAGCAGGGAUGUUCUGCUCCUCGGAAGGACUGUCUCAGCCGUCAGGGCUCUGCCACCCCACUCACUACUGCUCAGGGGGUGCGGUGUCCCCCACUCCCAUCCAGCACAAGGUGGAGGCCCCCGGCCUCUCUGGGAAUGACAUCUGCCCCCCUGGCUUCUUCUGCCCCCGUGGAACAGGCUUCCCAGUCCCCUGCUCACCGGGGUUUUACUCCUCGGCCCCAGGCCUAGCCAGUGAGCAGCAGUGCCAGCCAUGCCCUCCAGGGCACUACUGCAGCCGCCCAGGGCUGUCCCACAUCCUGGAGGCAGGGGUCUGUGAUGCGGGGUACAUCUGCCUGGGGGGCAGUGUCGUCCCCUCUCCCUCUGACGGAGCCCAUGGAUACAGAUGCCCCCCCGGUUUCCGCUGCCCCGCAGGGGCCCACAGCAAGCUGCCCUGUGAGCCUGGCACCUUCAGCCCGUUGCCUGGCUCUGACACCUGCCUGCCCUGCCCGGGAGGUACCUACUGCCAGAAGGCUGCCACCGUGGAGCCCGUCACCUGCCCCAAGGGUCACUACUGCCCAGCAGGGACGCCCUCUCCUCAUCCCUGCCCAGAGGGGACCCUGAAUCCACGGGAAGGUGCUCUCUCCUCCAGGGCCUGCCAGCCCUGCCCUGCAGGGACAUACUGCCCUGGGGAAGGCAAUGGGCAGCCUGAGGGACCUUGCUCAGCUGGUUACUACUGCGAGGGGGGCGCCUCUAGCUCCACUCCCUGGAGAAACGCUGCCUUCCCCCUCAAUGGGCCUUGCCCUAGAGGCCACUACUGCCCACAGGGGACCCUGCAUCCUGUUCCCUGCCCUGAGGGGAGGACAAGGAGCAGCCCAGGUGGCGUUUCUGAGGAGAGUUGCAGGCCCUGCCCAGCUGGCUCCUUCUGCCCAAGCCUGGGCCUUGACUCUGCCCCUGGCUCCUGUGUGGCCAGCUCUGAAUGCCCCUUGGACGCCAGGGCCCCUAGUCCCACCACUCUGCUCUGCCCGCAGGGCCACUCCUGCCCACCCGGGGCUGCUCGGCCUGCCCUGUGCCGUCCUGGAGAGUACCAGCCCUCCCCGGGCUCAGAUGCCUGCCUCCAGUGUCCACCUGGCUUUUACUGCCCGCAUCCUGGAACCAGAGCGCCCCAGCUCUGCCCAGCCCACGCCUACUGCCCAGCCGGAACAUGGUCCCCACCUCCAUGUCCACCAGGGACCUUCACGCCCAAGGACAUGCCAGGCCUCCGGGAAGAGGGUGACUGCUCUGUCUGUCCCCCUGGUCACUACUGCAGAAAUGGACAGGUGAGGGGGAAGUGUCCUGCCGGUUAUUUCUGCCCACCUGGGACCUCUGCAGUGACAACACCAGGCCCCAGGGAGCCCCAGCACCCAUGUUCCCAGGGACAGCUGUGUGCCAAGCAGUGCCCACAAGGCUUUUACUGCCCGGAGGGCAGUGGAGAACCCGCCCCGUGCCCACCUCACACUGUGACAGUCGCCCCUGGAGCCAAGGAGCAAGAAGACUGUGGGCCUUGCCCUGCCGGGCAUUGGUGCAAAGCGGGGGCCUCGGCCAUCCAGCCCUGCCCAGCUGGCCACUACUGCCCCGGAGGCAGUAACACCCACCCAGGAGCCCCUCAGGCCUGCCCGGAGCACACCUACCUGGCAGUAGAAGGGGCCCAGAGUUUGGCAGAGUGCCUCCCCUGCCCAGCCAGCUACCACUGCCUCUCCCCAGGUCUCUCUUCCGUCAAAGACUACCCAUGUCCUCCAGGCCACUGGUGUCCAGGUGGUCAGGGUGCCCUUCUCUGCCCACCUGGAACGUUUCGGACAGAGCCAGGGGCAUCAUCCCGGGACGAUUGUGAACUCUGCCCCCCUGGCCACUACUGCCCAGAGGCUGAGCAGAGCGGCCGCGCAAAUGUGUUUGCAACCCCCUGCAGAGCUGGAACUGAGUGCCCUGCAGGUGCUGUGGCCGAGGUCACCUGCAGGGCUGGCUCCUACUGCGGGCCCCAGACUGGGGUCCCCCCGCUCUGCCCUGGGGGCUAUGCCUGCCCAGCUGGCUCCUCAACCUAUGCUGGCCCAGGUCAGCUCUGCAUGUUUCCCCUCUACUGCCCCCCCGGCAGUGUCCAUCCACGUGCGUGCCCAGGGGGCUCUGAGGCCCUGAAUGGAAGUGGCCUCAGAGUCUCCCAGGAGACUUGCUGCCGGCUCUGUGAAGCGGGCACCUACCACAGCUGGGCCCUGGACGUACUGCCCUGCCAGCCCUGUCCCGCCGGAUUCAGUUGCCACCAGGGGACAGAGAACUACUACAGCCAGCCCUGCCCAUUGGGGCACUACUGUCCUGCCGGGACCCCCAGCCCCAGGCCCUGCCCACCUGGAACCUUCCAGAAUAGCAGCCAGGCGGGCAGAGUGGGAGAGUGCCUGCCCUGCCCCGCAGGCACCUUCAGCGCCCAGCCAGGCCAGGCAGGCUGCCUGCCCUGCGGGAGUUCUGCCUUCUCUCCACCAGGUGCCUCCCACUGCAUGUGUCGGGGCCUGAACAGGGUCUUUCAGAAGUCGGACAGCUCCUGCAUCUGCCAGGCAGGACACAAGUCCUACGAUGAUGAAGAGAGCAGCAGUGAGGAGGACUGUCAGCCCCAGGUCGUGGAGCGCUGUCUGCCUGGGGAAGUCCUCUUGGCUGCCACCCGCACCUGUGUGUCCCCCCGGCAGCACAACUGCUCUUCCUUCUGUCACCCGGCGGGAGGCCAGCUCAGCGCGAGGCUGGGCAUCUGCCAGUGCCAGGAGUACGUCUCCGCAGAGGAGCUCUGUGAUGCCCAGUGUCUGGCCAGGGUCGCCCAACUCUCCCUGGCCUCGGGGCCCAACAGGAAUCUGAUCCUCAGCAUGAAGGACGAGGCUGCAGGCAGCAUCCAGAGGGAGGUAACACGCACACUGGGCCCAGACCCGUCCUUCCAGGGCAGUGCCAGGGUCCAUCUCAUCCUGUGCAGCCCCCACGGCCUCCUUGGCUUGCUCAUCUCCAGCGGGGACACACUUGAUGCCUUCCUCCUCGGUCCACCUGUAUCCAGCCCAAGGCGGCAGAGGCAACCUUGGACCCCAGGCCCAGGGCACCGUGCCCCCCAGGAUCCCAGCAUCCACCCCCACAUUCCAAACCCAGUGGUCUGCCUGGCAGCAGGGGAUGUGAUUCUUUUCCAGCUUCACAUUCUUCCCCACAAUCGCUCAGCCAGUCACUACCCUAUAUACCAGACACAGCACCUGUUCAACAGCAACCCCCACUGGGACUUCGGGGCCUUCAGGCAGCUCGAACGCCUGGUGCAGGAGACCCGCCUCAGCUUCUCCAGGUUUGCUCACCAGUUUGUAGAUCCAGGCACGUACGUGUUUCACGACAACGGGCUGCCCGAGAGCCUAGCCGUGGUGCUGGUGAAGGAGCAAGGGGUGGCCUGCGACCCGGGCCUGCCCCCUGUGCAGCCCUCCUCACCCUAUCACCUUGCAAGGCAUGGUGUCCUCAGGCACCAGCCGCCAAAUCUGGGCCCAGACUGGGCGGCAAUCUCAGGGGUGCUGCUGACUGUUGGCUUGGCAAUCACGCUGCUGACCAGCCUGGGCUUUGUGCUGAGACCCUCCUCCAUGGCCCAGGCCUGCCCUCUGAGGGCUCAGGGGCCUCGGUGGAGGGGCCUUGGGGAGCUUCUCAUGCCCACAGAGCCUGUGCCCCUUGAGGACCGCUUUCCAUUCUCUGAGGACCUUGGUCCCUGGGGCUCCGAGAAAGGAGCUGAUUCCUGGAGGAAAGCCACUGCCUGGGGCCCAGGGAAGCCGCUUGCAGCCCACACCCUGGAGGACUUCAGCGUCCGCACACUCUACGACAAGCUGGAGGACCAGAGCCUGCAUGUGGCGGCCCAGCUGAGCAGGCACAGGAGCGACGCACUGGCCUUCUACAGGGGCGCCAGCCUGCAGCUGCAGGGGCUCCAGGACCUCCUGCAGGGCCUCAGUGCAACAGAGCGGCCAGGGCUGGGCAAGGCUGGAGACCCAGAGACAGGGGGCAGGGCUGCUGCCAGGACAUGCACGGGACAGAGCGCAGCCUCGUGGAGCAGCCGCAACACAGCGUCUCCUGGGGAGCCCGAGCAGCAUCCACCAGGCUGCACCCCCAGUGUGUCCCCCCCAGGCUGUCAUGUGGAGCUGGACCGAGCCAUCGCGGCCCUGGCAGCCGCACUUUCUCAGGCGUGUGGGCCACCAACUGGGGCCCUGAGAAAGGCCUCUGGUUGGGUUGGUGAACAGCCUGUCUCCACCUGUCAACAAGAUGCUCAGUUGGUGAAUGACAUGCUCCCAGAGCCCCAGCCUCUGCCCUCCCCUGAGGAGCACCAAAGCCCAAGCCCCCAGAGGCAGCCAAGAGCUGGAUGGCACCCGCGGGAUGACGUCAAAGGAGGAGGCCCUGUGAGCCCUGCCCCCGCGCACAGCCAGGGAGCCCUUCCUGAGCUGCAGAGGAAGAUACAGCAGUUGGAAGACAAUUUGGAUGAGCUGAAUGAGGAAUUCUUCCAGCUCACUGCUCAAGCCUUAACGCUCCAGAAAAAAGAGGACAGAAGAGGCCAACUGCCACCUAGCAAAGGCAAUCUGUGUGUGAAAAGAGAAGUUUACUCAGUGGAGCUCAGUGGAUACAAAGACAUUGAGAAAACAGACAAGGAGGAUGGCAAGGAGAAGUCCAGGGGCCUGAAAAACAACUGCUUGGAACGCAAAAAGAACCACCAGAAAGAGGAGCUUAAGAAAGAACUUGAUCUGGAUGACCACAAACUCAGCAAAGAGGAACUGGAGAGAAAAUAUGGUACAAACAUCAUUACGGGUCUUUCCAGUGCCCGGGCUGCUGAACUGCUGGCUCAGCAUGGGCCCAACAGCCUCACGCCCCCCAAGGAAACCCCAGAGAUCAUCAAGUUCCUCAAGCAGAUGGUGGGGGGCUUCUCCAUCCUCCUGUGGAUAGGAGCCGUCCUGUGCUGGAUCGCGUAUGGGAUUCAGUAUUCCCAUGAUCAGUCCUCCUCCCUGGACAACGUGUACUUGGGCUCUGUGCUUGCCCUGGUCGUCAUUCUAACCGGGGUCUUUGCUUAUUACCAAGAGGCGAAGAGCACCAACAUCAUGUCCAGUUUCCAAAAGAUGAUCCCGCAGGCAAGUCAAGCGCUUGUCAUUCGAGACUCAGAGAAGAAGACAAUUCCUGCUGACCAGCUGGUGGUGGGAGACAUAGUGGAGAUUAAAGGUGGAGACCAGGUCCCUGCGGAUGUCAGGUUACUGUCCACUCAGGGGUGUAAGGUCAACAACUCAUCUGUCACUGGGGAGUCAGAGCCCCAGGCCCGCUCCUGUGAGUUCACACAUGAAAGUCCCCUGGAGACCAAGAACAUCGCCUUCUUCUCCACAACCUGUCUGGAAGGCACAGCGACUGCCAUGGUCAUCAACACGGGUGACCGCACCAUCAUUGGGCAGAUUGCCUCACUGGCUUCAAGAGUCGAGGACUCGAAGACACCCAUUGCCAUCGAGAUCGAGCACUUUGUUCAUAUCGUGGCGGGAGUGGCGGUCUCCAUCGGCAUCAUUUUCUUCAUCAUCGCAGUGUCCAUGAAGUAUUAUGUCCUGGACUCCAUCAUCUUCCUCAUUGGCAUCAUUGUGGCCAAUGUGCCUGAGGGUCUCCUGGCCACUGUCACUGUGACUCUGUCACUGACAGCAAAACGAAUGGCCAAGAAGAACUGCCUUGUGAAGAACCUGGAGGCAGUGGAGACCCUUGGCUCUACCUCCAUCAUCUGCUCAGACAAGACCGGGACCCUGACCCAGAAUAGGAUGACGGUGGCCCAUCUGUGGUUCGACCACCAGAUCUUCGUGGCGGACACAAGUGAAAACCAUUCGAAUCAAGUCUUUGAUCAAAGCUCUGCGACCUGGGCCUCCCUGUCAAAGAUCAUAACGCUGUGUAACCGCGCUGAGUUCAGACCUGGACAGGAGAGCGUCCCUAUCAUGAAGAAAAUUGUGGUUGGAGAUGCCUCAGAAACUGCUCUUUUGAAGUUCUCAGAGGUCAUGCUGGGUAACGUGAUGGAUAUUAGAAAAAGAAACCGCAAAGUAGCUGAAAUCCCUUUUAACUCGACCAACAAAUUUCAGCUCUCCAUCCACGAGACCGAGGACCCAGAUGACAAGCGCUUCCUCAUGGUGAUGAAAGGGGCCCCCGAACGGAUCUUGGAGAAGUGCAGCACCAUCAUGGUCAACGGGCAGGAGCAGCCCCUGGACAGGAGCACGGCCGAGGCCUUCCACACAGCCUACAUGGAGCUGGGCGGCAUAGGGGAGCGCGUGCUGGGUUUCUGUCACCUCUACCUGCCGACAGACGAGUUUCCAGAAACGUAUUCAUUUGAUGUAGAAACAAUGAACUUCCCUACUUCCAACUUCUGCUUUGUGGGCCUCUUGUCAAUGAUUGACCCGCCUCGGUCCACAGUACCUGAUGCUGUCACCAAGUGCCGGAGCGCAGGGAUCAAGGUUAUCAUGGUUACAGGCGAUCAUCCAAUCACAGCCAAAGCUAUUGCCAAGAGCGUCGGUAUCAUUUCCGCCAACAGUGAGACAGUGGAAGACAUUGCCAAACGCCUCAACCUUCCUGUGGAGCAAGUUAACAAGCAGGAUGCUAAGGCUGCUGUGGUGACCGGCAUGGAGCUGAAGGACAUGAGCCCGGAACAGCUAGAUGAGAUCUUAGCCAACCACUCGGAGAUCGUCUUUGCCCGGACGUCCCCCCAGCAGAAGCUAAUCAUUGUGGAGGGCUGUCAGAGGCAGGAUGCUGUGGUUGCUGUGACCGGGGAUGGAGUUAAUGACUCCCCAGCUCUGAAGAAGGCAGACAUCGGGAUCGCCAUGGGAAUAGCAGGUUCUGAUGCAGCCAGAAAUGCAGCUGACAUGGUCUUGUUGGACGACAACUUCGCGUCCAUCGUCACAGGGGUGGAGGAAGGUCGCCUGAUCUUUGACAACCUAAAGAAGACAAUCGCGUACACGCUGACCAAGAACAUCGCUGAGCUGUGCCCCUUUCUCAUCUACAUCAUUGCUGGGCUUCCCCUGCCCAUUGGCACCAUUACUAUCUUGUUCAUCGACUUGGGCACAGACAUAAUUCCCUCCAUUGCCCUGGCUUACGAGAAAGCCGAAAGUGACAUUAUGAACAGGAAGCCUCGCCACAAGAAGAAGGACAGGCUGGUGAAUGCGCCACUUGCCCUGUACUCCUACCUGCACAUCGGCCUCAUGCAGGCCCUGGGGGCCUUCGUUACGUAUUUCACCGUGUACGCGCAGCACGGCUUUCUACCCAGCACUAUCCUCAACCUGCGGGUGGAGUGGGAGAACGACAAUGUGAAUGACCUGGAAGAUAGCUACGGACAGGAAUGGACAAGGUACCAGAGGAAAUACCUAGAAUGGACGGGCUACACCGCAUUCUUUGUUAGCAUCAUGAUUCAGCAAAUAGCAGAUCUGAUCAUCAGGAAAACCCGGAGGAAUUCCAUCUUCCAGCAAGGUCUCUUCAGAAAUAAAGUCGUCUGGGUGGGGAUUGCCUCACAGAUUAUCAUCGCACUAAUCCUCUCCUAUGGCCUCGGAAGCAUCCAGGCCCUGAAUUUUACAAUGAUCCGGCCUCAGUACUGGUUUGUGGCUGUGCCACACGCAGUUCUGAUUUGGGUGUAUGAUGAGGUGCGGAAGCUUUUCAUCAGACUCUUCCCUGGAAGCUGGUGGGAUAAGAACAUGUAUUAUUAA